Messenger RNA from Drosophila albomicans, 4826 nucleotides. RefSeq names its product ATP-binding cassette sub-family C member 10. The transcript is spliced from 5 exons. The record is from RefSeq and is a predicted model, not a curated record. Gene Ontology annotation, molecular function: ABC-type transporter activity; ATP binding; ATP hydrolysis activity. Gene Ontology annotation, cellular component: membrane. Bases 213 to 4664 code for a protein of 1483 amino acids. NCBI's taxonomy places the organism in Eukaryota, Metazoa, Arthropoda, Insecta, Diptera, Drosophilidae. Gene Ontology annotation, biological process: transmembrane transport.
UCUUUUUAUUUAGUGUUGAUUAUAAACAAGAGAGGCAACCGCUGUAAUCAGUUAAGCGCAAUCAACACAAUAAAGGGUAACGACGCCUCAACUAGAGCAAUAUUUAUCGCUACUGCAGCGCGCGCGUCGAAAUCGCGAAUGAUGACUAACACAGGCAGCAGAAAAAUACCCGUUUUUAGAUUUGCUUGCAAGCGUUAAAAGCACACGCCACAAUGUCGGACAUUGAUUGGAAUUUAAAAUGGAAUUGGACACAAUUCUGCCCGACAGGUCUAAAGCCGUUUGCCAACGAUACCAACGAUCUGUUGCCAUGCUUCCAGAAGACACUGCUGCAGUUUCCUGUCUACUCCAUAUUUGCGGUAAUAUCCGCCUACAAUUUCGGAGGAAAUCACACACAAAGCAUAUCGCGCAACCGAUGUCAGUUGCAAUUAAUCGCGAUACGCAUUGUGCUAAGCAUUAUAUUAGCACUGCUGCCCGUAUCCAAGAUAUUUGUGUUCCAUCGUGCGGGCAUCGAUUUGUAUGCCGUUGAUGUGCUCGUCGUCGCUGCCGAGUGCAUCAUGUGGCUGGUGCAUUGUGGCUACCUGCUGACUGCUCGACACUUUGGCACGCUCAGCCAUCGCGGCUCGCUGCUGCUGAAUGUGGUCUGGCUGAUGGUUGUGCUGCUGGAUGCGGUUUGGUUGCGUACUAGUCUACAUUUUGAAUGGUGGCCCUGGAGCCUGGCCACGCUGCUCUGUGAUCUUUGCUUUGCCGCCACCUUGAUUCCCAAGGGCAACGCCAUUAUCUCCACUUCAAAUGCGAACAGUCAACGGGAUCGUGAGCAGGAAGCUUUGCUACCGCAGCGUUACACCUACUUUCACAUUGAGCUGAAUGAGGCAUUGCUCGGUCAUGCGCAGGACGAGGCCAAUUGGGCAUCACGCUUUCUGUUCCAUUGGGUGCAGCCGCUGAUUGACAAAGGCGUCGCCGGAAAGCUGCGUCGCAUUGAGGAUCUGUUUGAUCUGCCGGAUGCCUUGAAUAUCACACGCUUAAGCGAGCGUCUUCACUUGGCGUUAUCGCAAUCGAAGAGUCUGCUGCGUGCCCUGCACAAAGUCUUUGGUCUGGAGUUCUAUUUGAUUGGCUUGCUGCGCCUGGUGGCAGACGUCAGCAGCUUUGCCGGACCGUUGUUGCUUGGUGCUUUGCUGAAAUCCGACGAGUCUAAGCCAACUAAUAGUGCUUACUAUUAUGCCUUGGGUCUGUUGGGCUCGACACUGCUGUCGGCGUUGUGUGGAUGCCACUUUGAUUGGCGCAUGUCCAUGGUCAGCAUGAAGAUGCGCGUCGGUGUCGUCAAUAGCAUCUAUCGCAAGGCACUGGAGGCGCGUGGCGUACGGGAAUCUCGUCCGGAUAUGCUCAAUUUGAUGUCCACGGAUGCGGAUCGUAUUGUCAACUCGUGCAUCAGUUUUCACUCCUUCUGGAGCAUUCCCUUCAAGCUGUUUACUACGCUCUAUUUGUUGUAUUUGCAGUUGGGCGUCGCCUUCUUUGCGGGCGUCAUCUUUGCGGCGCUGUUAAUACCCGUCAAUCGUUGGGUCGCCAAGCGCAUUGGCAUCUACACGGUUGGCUUGAUGACGGCCAAGGAUGCACGUCUCUCGGCCACCACAGAGACAAUGCAGGGCGCCAAGCAAAUCAAAUCGAAUGCCUGGGAACCCAUCUUUAUACGCAAAAUACGUGAACUGCGUCAAGUGGAGAUUAAAUUCCUGUCGAAGCGAAAAUAUCUCGAUGCCAUGUGUGUGUAUUUCUGGGCCACAACUCCAGUGCUGAUGAGCCUGCUCACCUUCAGCGUUUAUGUGCUGCUGGGACACAACUUGGUAGCCUCUACAACUUACACAAGUGUGGCGCUGCUCUACAUGUUGAUUGGUCCCCUGAACGCUUUUCCCUGGGUGCUGAAUGGCCUGGUGGAGGCUUGGGUAUCGUUGCGUCGAGUGCAGGAACUGUUGGAUGUGCCCAAUCUGGAAUACUCCAGCUACUACAAUCCCAUAAUGCGUGGCAGUGGCAACCGCAGCGCCGGCGAUGAAGCAGCCACUGUGCUGCAGAUAAAAAACGCAAGCUUUGUGCAUGACAGCAAUGAGCAAGAGCCUGAGACGACUCCCAGUCAGUUUCAACUCAAGGAUAUCAAUGUAGACAUCAAGGCGGGUCAAUUGAUCUGCAUCGAGGGACCGGUAGGCGGUGGCAAAAGCAGCUUUCUCACCGCCAUCGUUGCCGGCCUGCAGUGCGUCGAUGGCGAGGUUUGUGUCCAGGAGGUGACCACAGGCUUCGGCUAUGUGCCGCAAUCGCCGUGGCUGCAACGCGCCACCAUACGCGACAACAUUGUGUGGGGUAGCAACUUUGACGAACAGUGGUAUAAGACUGUACUCUUUGCCUGCGCUCUCAACGAGGACAUUCGCACCUUGGGCGGUGAUCUGAUGGGCGUGGGCGAGAAUGGCAGAACUCUAUCCGGUGGUCAGCGAGCACGUGUUGCGCUGGCUCGAGCUGUCUACCAGGACAAGAAGGUUUAUUUGCUGGAUGAUGUGUUGUCUGCGUUGGAUGCACAUGUGUCUAAUCACAUCAUACGUCAUUGUCUGCUGGGUCUGCUGAAGCACAAGACACGCAUUGUGGUCACGCGCAGCACACAGCUGUUCUUCCACGCCAAUCAGAUACUGAACAUCAAGGAUGGUCGCCUGACACCCAGCGAUUACAUGACGGAGAGCAUUGAUGUCAGCCAGGAUUUCGAUGACGAUACGCAGGAGUUGAUGCAGGGCACCUUGGAGUUACCAAAUGCCGCUGAUGCGGACAACAAGAGUGUGGAUAGUUUGCUCAUGGAGGAAUCACGUGAAUAUGGCCAUUUAUCGGGCUCUGUGUUCAGUUGCUAUUGGCGUGCUGUCAGCACUCCACUCGCUUCGGCCGUGUUGCUCUUUGUGCUGCUCAUGCAGUUGACGCGCAAUUUGAGCGACACUUGGCUGGCCAAUUGGGUCACGGAGACAACACUCGAUGGACAUCCCAAUGACACAACGCUACAGCAUGUGCUUAUACGACCGGGGCAGGAGGCAUCCAAUAAGACCGCACACUCCACGAGUUACUAUUUGGGCAUCUUUGCGGCCAUUGCAUUGACCAAUUCGCUGGUUACCUUAGCGCGUGCCUUUUUAUUUGCCUACGCGGGCAUCAAAGCGGCCAUCUUUCUGCACGAGCAGAUGCUGAAGCGCGUCAUGUUUGCCAAGUUCAAUUUCUUCGAUGUCACCUCGGUGGGUCGCAUACUCAAUCGCUUCAGCUCGGACACAAAUACUGUCGACGAUUCGCUCCCCUUCAUAAUGAACAUUCUGCUCGCCCAAUUGGCCGCCUUGUUGGGCUCCUUGUGCGUUAGUCUCUAUGCCAUUCCCUGGCUGAUCCUGGUCGUUAUACCGCUGGUGCCCAUCUAUUUGAAUUUGCAGCAACGCUAUCGCCACGCCUCGCGCGACAUUAAGCGACUAUCCAGCAACGCAAUGUCGCCGCUUUAUACGCACUUUACCGAAACGCUUCAAGGUUUGUCCACCAUACGCAGCAUGCGUGCCAGCGCUCGGUUUCAGCGUGACUUCCAGGGCAAGCUGGAGGAGAGCACCAAGGCGCAGUUGUCAUCGGCUGCUGCACAACAGUGGCUCGCAUUGCGACUGCAGUUGUUGGGCGCUUUGUUCGUGGGUGGCGCUGCCAUGUUGGCGGCUAUAACUUUGGCGCAUGCCACAAAUCCUGGCUUCGUUGGUCUGUGCAUCUCGUAUGCGUUGUCCAUAACUGGACAGCUGGGUGAUUUGCUACAUGCUGUGGCCGGAACGGAGCAGCAGCUGGUCGCCGUAGAACGUCUGGAUCAGUAUCUGCAACUGGAGCCGGAACAGAAUGCCGAUGGCAGCGCCGAUCCGCCUUUUGGUUGGCCCACCCAAGGUGUGCUCAGCUUCAAGCAGGUGCAGCUCAGUUAUCGCGAACACUUAGCGCCAGCGCUGCGUGGCAUCAGCUUCGAGACGGAGGCCUUCGAACGCAUUGGCAUCGUGGGACGCACGGGAGCCGGCAAGAGUUCAUUGUUGGCUGCCUUGCUGCGUGUGGCGCCAAUCUCGCAGGGCGACAUCUAUCUCGAUCAAAUGAAUCUAAAUACGUUGGCGUUGAGUGUGCUACGCGAACGCAUUGGCGUCAUCACGCAGGAGCCGUUCCUCUUUGCAGGCACUGUGCGUGAAAAUCUAGAUCCUCGACAUAGCUUCUAUGACUCGGAGAUCUGGCAUGCCAUCAAGAAUUCCGCAGCAGCCACAUUGCUGGUGCAACAGCUGGGAGGACUAGACGGACAUAUCGAUAGUGGCGGCAAUAACUUGUCCGCCGGACAGCGGCAAUUGUUGUGCCUAGCGAGAGCAUUGCUCAAGAACGCCAAAGUCGUGUGCAUUGAUGAGGGCACCUCCUCGCUGGAUGACGAGUCCGAUCUCAGCAUGCAGCAGGCACUGCGAAAUACCUUCAAGAGUUGUACGCUCAUCUUUAUCGCACAUCGAUUACGUGGUCUCCAAGCCAUGGAUCGCAUCAUUGUGCUCGAUGAUGGACGAAUUUGUGAGCAAGGCAAACCGCAGGAAUUGGCCAGCAAUACAUCAAGCAUAUUCUUUAGCAUGCUGCAGGCGCAGGAUAUCAGUCUGGAGGAUUUUGCCAAAGUCGAUUAGCAAUUGUUGCUGUGCAUAUUCAAAUUUGUCAUACAUGCUUACUAUUUAUGUGUAUUUAUUGUUUACAUAAUUUCUAAUUUUUAAAUGUGUAUUUUUAGUUGAUAGUUUUACCAAAAAUAUUACAUUUAUAUUUGUGUAUUUGUAUUCGUAUUUAUUUGUAAU